Molecule: messenger RNA, 1436 nt
Organism: Sphaerulina musiva SO2202
Lineage: Eukaryota; Fungi; Ascomycota; Dothideomycetes; Mycosphaerellales; Mycosphaerellaceae
Exons: 1
Coding region: 489-845 (118 amino acids)
Source: RefSeq, a predicted model, not a curated record
CUUUACUUUGCUUUGCUUUUCUCUACUCUACCUUGCUUUGCUUUAACUUGCUUUACUUUGAGCGUUAACUCUUGCCGCAGAACGAAGGUGACUGGGCGCAAAUUAGCUAGAACGUCCGCAGCAGCUGUCUCGCAGAAACUUCUGUUACUCUUUUUAUGAAACGCUGCAUCAAAAACAAUUUUUGAAUCACGUCCUUUAUCAAAUUCGCCGUCAGGUUCAAUACUCUCUCUCUCUCUCUCUCACACCCAGUCAAAUAAUCAUCUCCCCUCCCCUCCUACAGCUGGCCAGCUACUUGCCCACCAUCCCCCUCAGCCUCUCUCCCCUCAAAACCUCACCAACGACGACGAAGCUCCCCCCGCCUUCGUCGUCGGCGUACUACUCAACUUCCCCACAGUCCACCACAACGACACAUCUUCCCGCCACCGCUCCACAACAGGUCGACUCCUCACGGCAAACGCCUCGGCCUGCAACUCCUUCAACCCAUCCUCAUGUCCCGAACAACACAUUUGCUUAUACCCCGCUGCCAGCUGCUCUUCGAGCUCAUCCCUCUCGAGUCGAGUGUCUGCUGCUGCUCCCAGAAUUCUGCUGAGCCCAAUGAGAUAUGUGUCGAUGACGUAGGGUUUGAAGGUCCAGGUUUCGCAUUGGGGGGAGAUCUUGUUAUGAAAAUGAUGAUGAUGAGAAGAAGGAGGAGGAUGAUGAUGAUGAUGAUGGGCAAAGUCUGCUGCGAAUACACAUCGCGUUCGAACGUAUUGGGUACUAGGGAGGUCGACGGGAGAUGUCAUGGAAACGCCACCGAGAUUGGAGGGUCUCGAGUGGAGAGAGAUGGAGAGUGGGAGGCGGGAUAAGAGCUCUUUGUAUGCGUCGCGGAAGAUUGGCGAGAAUUGGUGGAGGUGGUGCAGAGCUUCGAUGUGGCGUUGGGGAAAUGCUCGGUGGUGGUUGUGCGGAUCCGAGUCUGGUCGGGAGGCGAAUGAUGCGAGUUCUUGUUCGAUGAAUUUGCACUCUUGGUCGAUUUGAUAGAAAAUCUCGUCGGGCUCAGCGCGGGACGAUGGUUGGAGUUCUGGCAGUGGUAGUGGCAGUACAGUCGUAGUAGUGGUGGGAGGUGAUGUGCGAGCUCCCGAAUUGGAUGCCAUGCAUCAUUUGGCUGCAAGCAACAGUCGAGGAGAUGCAGAUGUUCAACGAGGGGAGAAACAAGUCCACCUACCUCAAGAUCUAGUUCAGCCACGCUGUUGUCUUCCUUCUAUCUACAUAAUGGGACCACUGUAUGGUCACUAUGGUGAAUGUGCGUGUGCGUGUGCGUGUGCUGCCUGCAUCGGUCGUGCAACUGUCGUGAACAUGUUGAAAGGUGCUACAGAAGCAGCUGUAGCCGCUAUCCAUACACCCAUGUCGAUGUUCUAGGCCCGUCUAUUUGCCAUUUGCAACUCGAACUGGAAACUUUG